GGUGUGUGUGUGCAGUGUGUUAAUGGUGUCUCUGUGUGUGGUGUGUUAAUGGUGUGUGUGUUGUGCAUUGCUGGAGAAUAUGAGCAGCACUAAUUUGAUUAUGGUGGGACUAAUGAUGCUGGGGGCUGAGACAAUAUAGCUUCACUGUAGCCCCCCCACCACACACACACACACACCCCAUACACACUUACAUCAUACAAAUCUAUACACGUCAGACACAUUCACACAUCAUCAUCAUACAUAAAUUCACUUUCACGUGAUUAUAUUUUCUAUGCUUUGUGAACGUACACACACACACGCACAUGCACACACGCUCACAAACACGCACGCACACAUACACACGCACACAUACACGCUCACACACACACAAUGAGAGAACAGGGAACAGUCUCUGUAGUCAUUCAAUAUUGAGCACAUGCAGUACAGUUGGGAUCGACUUUACAUUAGUUUGUUUUCUAGUUUUGUCAUGUCUUUCCCCUCCUCUUCCCAUCCUCCUCCUUCUGUGUGUGUGUGUGUGUGUGUGUGCAUGCGGUUCUAAACACCAUCACAUGUCCCGGUUAUAAACACCAUCACAUGGUCAUACACCAUCACAUGGUCAUACACCAGCCUCUGGUCAUACACCAUCACAUGGUCAUACACCAGCCUCUGGUCAUACACCAGCCUCUAAUCAUACACCAGCCUCUAAUCAUACACCAGCCUCUAAUCAUACACCAGCCUCUGGUCAUACACCAGCCUCUAGUCAUAUACCAGCCUCUAAUCAUACACCAGCCUCUAGUCAUAUACCAGCCUCUAAUCAUACACCAGCCUCUAAUCAUACACCAGCCUCUAAUCAUACACCAGCCUCUGGUCAUACACCAGCCUCUAAUCAUAUACCAGCCUCUAAUCAUACACCAGCCUCUGGUCAUACACCAGCCUCUAAUCAUACACCAGCCUCUAAUCAUACACCAGCCUCUGGUCAUACACCAGCCUCUAGUCAUAUACCAGCCUCUGGUCAUACACCAGCCUCUAAUCAUACACCAGCCUCUGGUCAUACACCAGCCUCUAAUCAUACACCAGCCUCUAAUCAUACACCAGCCUCUGGUCAUAUACCAGCCUCUGGUCAUACACCAGCCUCUAGUCAUAUACCAGCCUCUAAUCAUACACCAGCCUCUAAUCAUACACCAGCCUCUAAUCAUACACCAGCCUCUGGUCAUACACCAGCCUCUAAUCAUACACCAGCCUCUAAUCAUACACCAGCCUCUAAUCAUACACCAGCCCCAGCCUCUUCUCCUGCUCAGUGCUAUUUCUUCUCUCAAGAUGAAAGUAGCCAGGAAGGAAAGAUGGGGGGGUGGGGGGGGAAGAGGGGGGGGAAGGGAGAAUAGAGACAGUGUGAAUGGGGGAAAGGCAGGACAGACCACAGAAGGAGAGGAAGCUCUUAAUGAGGGUUUGUUGCUGGGGGCGCUGGGGCUGAGCAGCAUAGGGGAGGCUGCCUCUGCUGCUUCUAACUGUGGAGCUCUGACAUUGAGAGAGGCUGCCUCUAACAGGUGGGAGUGUCUGUGAUUAAAAACAGCCCUCUGAAACAGCCAGCCAGGUACAAUAGUUCCAACUGUGAUGAUGAACAGAUGUUAUUAUCCAAAGCAGCGUAUAUACCGGGGGAUUAGAACCUUCAACCCAGGUCUGCAGUCAGAUGCUCUUACCACUGAGCUAGCCCUAACCCUGCCUGUCACCUUGUGUCUGACAGGUGGUGUGGAUGACAGCAGGGCCAGCUGCUGGUGUGAACCUCCAGAGAGGGCUGACCCUCACACAGCAUCUCCCCCCAGCAGGACCACAGCUUCUGUCUGUCUGAGCUGGGUCUGUCUGGAGCUGGGUCUGUCGGAGCUGGGUCUGUCUGG
Hypomesus transpacificus is the source of this 1871-nucleotide messenger RNA. RefSeq lists its product as uncharacterized. The coding region runs from base 574 to 1539 and encodes 321 amino acids. The transcript has 2 exons. The record is from RefSeq and is a predicted model, not a curated record. Lineage: Eukaryota; Metazoa; Chordata; Actinopteri; Osmeriformes; Osmeridae.